CCCCGGGCCGGGAGGCGGGUCUCUCGUGCCUUCCCCGAGCGCUUCUGUUGCAGGAGGAGGCGGCGGCGGCGGAGGAGGCACCAUGGCCGGCUUGGAGCUGCUCUACAACUCGGUGGCGCCCGAGCUGGGCUGCGGGCAGGACGCCCUGCUUUGCUUCGUGCAUUGGAAGCUGAUCACCCGCGACUACCGCUGCCUCGGCACCGGGGACCAGGCGGCCACCAACGAGAGGAAGUCGGAAAUGCUUCCUGCAGGCUGGAACGCGGACAAGGAACUCUACACUCUGCGCUACCGACUGAAGGACGAUUCCCACGACCUGCUGGUGAAGGCCAUUUUGAUGGACAACAGCAUCAUUCUCAACGUCAUGGAUCCCAAAACACAGAAAGUGGCAGAUCUGACUUUGAAAGUGACCGACUUCGUUGAUCCAGAACACCUGGCAGAUUUUGACAAGGUAUAUCGGAACGUGGAGGAGUUACAGACCCAGCUCGUCCAUCACAUACUCUCCCCGUUUGAAACCUCAAAGCGGCCAACCAGCGCCAAGGAGGAAGAGCCCAAACGGGAGAGGAACCCUUCCCCCCCCAACCCUCCCGACCACGACCCUCUCUGGAUCCCACCUCGGCAUCCUCAUGGCAGCCGGCAGCCCAACUGGCCAGAUCCCCUCGAUCCGUUCAAUAUUGGCAGACAAGAUCUGGAUCCUUUGGCAGGCCGAGGUGGAGGAAUGAUCUUUGAUCCACUUCGAUCAGGAUUUCGGAAUCCUAUCCUGGACCCCUCUUCUGGGCUCCCCAGCAGACUCCCCCCUGGUUCCGUUCCUCCAGGGGCCAGGUUUGAUCCAUUUGGACCCCCGGGGGCCAACCGGCCCAGGCCUAAUCCCGAUCACCUUCGCCCUCCGGACUACGACGAUAUGUUCAUGUGACGACUGCCAAGAUUCAGCGUCUCUUUCCCGGCAGACUGACGUCUGACGCUUAUCCAGACGUGGGGCAGAGUUGGCCUUUCCUGCAGUGAUUUUCUGUCCCGGCUCACCUGUUUUGAUCCCACUCCUAUAAAGCCAAAGAGAAAAGGGCACACAGUUUUUCUUUCAGCCUCUGGCCUUUUUCUCCCUCCCGACAUUUUACAUUCGCUCCAUCCGGGACGCAAAUUUGACGAUCCACUGUUGUGUGCUCCGAGAUCAGCGGUGUUUAAAAGUCUAGAAACUCUUUUCAAAAGCGGUGAGCAAUGCCAGAACCUCCGGGGAAGGUUCUGUCUAUAUCAGGAUGGUUUAACCUGGUUUAAUCUCAAACCCAAUUUGUAAUGAAACAUGGUAGAGCUACAGAAGGGUAGGUCAACUGCCAACAUCUUCCUCAUUUCCUGUUUUCAGAUCCUUCCAAUUUCUCGCGGAAACAAAUGGUAUGCCCGUACAGGGAGUUUUGUUACGUGCCGCCCCAAACUUUGGUGGCGGUGUGAUCCAGUAAACUGGCCCCAUUUUUCCUCACUUCCAGCCCCCUUAAUUUUCCUCUCCCCUUGCCACAACAUCAUGGAGUGUGGAGAAACUGAAACGAAAACUUGGAGGUGCCCUGCAGAAAGAACGAGGAAAUUUAACAACUAAUGGGCGGUAUUUGGGCCAAGGCUGCCAGCUGCCAACUGUUGCUUUGGGAAGUUGAGGCUUAGUCGAAGAGCUACUUUAGUGAGGAUAAAUCUCUGAGUCUACCCUCCCCCCCACUUCAAACACAACACAACCACACAUGUCUACAUCCCCAAAACUGGCUCAAUUGAACUGGUUUUGCCAGUAGGAGACAUUGCCACCUCGGUGCCCAAUUCCACCUGGAAAGGCUUCCUGUCACCUCACCGGUGUCUCCAUUACAGGUUGCAAUUAGUUGUUGCCUUAACAAAAAAAAAAAAAAACACACAAUAAAAUGAACAACGAACCUC
Pantherophis guttatus is the source of this 1902-nucleotide messenger RNA. NCBI's taxonomy places the organism in Eukaryota, Metazoa, Chordata, Lepidosauria, Squamata, Colubridae. The record is from RefSeq and is a predicted model, not a curated record.